GAUGUUAGCUGCUGCAGUAAACCGUGUUGCACAUGCACGGUUUGUAUGUCAAUUUAUUGAUUUUUGGUUCGGUUACGGUUGUUAUAAAAUUUCUUCCAAAUUGAAAUCUGAAUCCUUCUGAAGCCAAACCUGUAGCGAUCAUGGCCAUGGAUGACUCCGCCAUCCGAAAUGUGCAGAAGCCGCUGCACUUAAAGCGUUCUUGCUCGUAUGGUGAUUUUUCUACGUUUGAUUCUGCGUUUGACGAUGUGAUGCGAAAAGCUGUGGAGAAGAGCUCGUAUGCCAAGCCUUUCAAGCGCCUCGUACGACGGUUGGUACUCGUGUCUGUCGCCCGCGGCCUGCUAAUAUAUGCAGCCCUUGCCGUCGAAUAUAUACGAUCCCAAUCGGGUGAUAAGCGUGAAAACCAGGAACGCGAACAUCAAGAGCAGUCAAGCCAACAUUCAUUCCUGCUGGGGUAUCUCUCUACCGCUAUAACCGGAUUUACUUCCUUCGCCUGCGCCGGUUUUGGCAAUACUUGCUUCCUCUGGUACUGUGUGCGCAAGAUGCGCGGUCAGUGGUUCCUGUCGGCAGCAAAGACUGAGGACGGCAUGUCAAUGCCUGUCGGAUGGGUCGAGAGCAAUGGCAUGCUAUGGAACCUGAGCCUGAAUUUGACGCUCGCCGUUCUGGCCACGGUCAGCAUGGUGAUAGUUGUGGGGAUUGUCGAGUUACAUUUGCCUGGAUUCUUCAUCUCGCUCUGGUGGCUUGUCGCCCAUAUUCUGUGGCACCACUACAUCCUGUACGUACCGCACCGGUUCGAAUUGCUGCUAGUUGUUCUCCCGUGUGGCGGUUUGGAGGUGAUCGGGUUGAUUACUGCGUGGCAGUGUCGGCGAGCGAUUCUGCGGUUUCGAAAAAUUUGCUCGGCCGACGGGCCUGACAAUAACAGCGUUGAUUGGUGGUCGAUCAUUGCGGAGCGAGUGUGCUACACUGUCCUGGAACUUGUCCAUUGGUCGGUCAUCUGGGUGGGACAUGUCCUUGUUCUGUUGCGGUGGAAAGUAUUCACGCAUUCAUUUAUUCAUUUAAUCAUGUGUUAGGAGCGGACAACCCGGUAAACAGGUCUUUAAGGCCUGGUCGGACUUAUGUGUUAACGAUAAAGAACAACCAGCUCGAGAACGCUACCUGGUGUGACGAUGCCUCGUACCGACCCGACUUCCUACGUCUUCACACAAUUCUACAAACUAAUUUCUUAACUUUAUCGUCUAAGGUUUCUCGGUUUAAUGCAUAAUUGUACAUUUUGCAGUCAGAUUCUAAAAAAGUUUUAUGCGCGAUGGAUGUUGUACAAGUCUUUCUCGAAAAUGCAUACGAUAUUUUAACGUACCGCAAGCGGUACAGUUAUUGGACUCAAUUAAUCAUUAAAAACUACUUACCGAACACUGGCGAACAGCACUCAGUGGGCACUGGCUUACCCUGGCUAGUUUGGGUUAUCAUAUUGUUAUUGGUUUGAGUGUUUGACUGCAGAUAGCUAGCCAUUUUCGAAAGACCUUACCUAACUUGAGCUGCCCGUUUGGCAUGGAUAAAGCUCUUUCGGGUGUUCGUCUCGAAAGUGAGAUGACUCCAUGAUGCCCACCUAAUCAUAUGCUUGUUGUUAAAAAUGAGUUGU
Molecule: messenger RNA, 1633 nt
Organism: Paramacrobiotus metropolitanus
Lineage: Eukaryota; Metazoa; Tardigrada; Eutardigrada; Parachela; Macrobiotidae
Exons: 2
Coding region: 141-1067 (308 amino acids)
Source: RefSeq, a predicted model, not a curated record